This is a messenger RNA of Aspergillus affinis, 729 nucleotides long. Its product is annotated as pre-rRNA-processing protein PNO1. Gene Ontology annotation, molecular function: RNA binding. The transcript has 2 exons. Lineage: Eukaryota; Fungi; Ascomycota; Eurotiomycetes; Eurotiales; Aspergillaceae. Gene Ontology annotation, cellular component: nucleolus. The record is from RefSeq and is a predicted model, not a curated record. The coding region runs from base 1 to 729 and encodes 242 amino acids.
AUGCCUGCUCCCACGGCGCUGCGGCGCACUGAAGACGAACCCGUCAUUGACUUCAACACCGGCAUCCCCCAGUCCGCCCCUGCCGGCAACAACGACGACGAUGAAGUCCUCGUCGACAUGGACUCCGCUCCUCCUACCACCCUCCACCUCACCGCGGACUCGAACCCGCAGAACCUCGUGCACAUCCAGACCCGCAAGGUGCCCAUCCCGCCACACCGAUUCACGCCCAUCAAGGCGGAGUGGCCGAAGAUCUACCCGCCGCUCUGCGACCACCUGAAGCUGCAGGUGCGGAUGAACAUCAAGAACAAGUCGGUGGAGAUGCGCAGCUCGAAGUACACGACAGACUCGGGGGCGCUGCAGAAGGGCGAGGAUUUCGUGCGGGCACUGGCAUACGGCUUCGACGUGGAGGACGCCAUCGCGCUGCUGCGACUAGACGACCUCUUUAUCGAGACGUUCGAGAUCAAGGACGUCAAGAUGACUCUGCAAGGAGACCAUCUGGCGCGUGCGAUCGGUCGUAUUGCCGGCAAGGACGGAAAGAUGCGGUACUCGAUUGAGAAUGCGUCGCGGACGCGUAUCGUCCUGGCCGGUCAGAAGGUGCACAUUCUGGGCGGGUUCCAGAAUAUUCGCAUGGCCCGGGAAGCCGUCGUCAGCUUGGUGCUGGGUUCGCCACCAGGAAAGGUCUAUGGCAACCUGCGGACGAUUGCGUCCCGCCGGAAGAUGAUGAUGUGA